GCUCCGGUCCCGCACGGCCGCGAACCUGCCUCCCGCGCAUGCGCGCGAGUGGGUGACGCAGGACCAGGACUCGAGCGUCCAGCAAAGAAGCCUAAGCCUGCGACCUUGCGCUCUCAGCCUGAUCCCUGUCCGGCGGCCUGAACAUUCGCAGCUGAAGAGAUGGCAUUUGUGAAGAGCGGAUGGCUGCUUCGACAGAGUACUAUUUUGAAGCGCUGGAAGAAGAAUUGGUUUGACCUGUGGUCAGAUGGUCACCUGAUCUAUUAUGAUGACCAGACCCGGCAGAGUAUAGAGGAUAAGGUCCACAUGCCAGUGGACUGCAUCAAUAUUCGCGUGGGGCAUGAAUGUCGGGACAUCCAGCCUCCAGAUGGGAAGGCCAAAGACUGUCUGCUGCAGAUCGUCUGCCGAGACGGGAGAACCAUCAGUCUCUGUGCAGAGAGCACCGACGAUUGCCUGGCAUGGAAGUUUACACUGCAGGAUUCGAGAACAAACACAGCUUACGUAGGCUCAGCAAUCCUGUCUGAAGAGACUGCCGUGGCCGCCUCGCCACCCCCCUACGCCGCCUAUGCUACACCCACCCCUGAGGUCUAUGGCUAUGGUCCGUAUAGUGGCGCGUACCCAGCGGGAACCCAGGUUGUGUAUGCUGCCAAUGGGCAGGCAUAUGCUGUGCCGUACCAGUACCCGUAUGCAGGAGUUUAUGGACAGCAGCCUGCCAAUCAAGUCAUCAUCCGUGAACGGUACCGAGACAAUGACAGUGACCUGGCGCUGGGCAUGCUUGCUGGGGCAGCCACAGGCAUGGCCCUGGGGUCUCUGUUUUGGGUCUUCUAGAGCCUUCAAGUUGUUCUCUGCAUAGCUUCUUUUAGUCCUGUGUGCAAUAAUUUGAUUUGCAGGGCAUUUCUGUUUGUGACACGUGUCUUUCGUAAUAAUUUAAAUAGUUCUUUUGAAGGUGGCGAUCCGAUGAUUGUGGUUGACCUGCAUGGUACUGAAAUAUGCUGUGAGUGAGAACCUGAGUUCUUCAGGGUCCUGGCUUACACCAAGUCUCUCUUAGGGGACUCUUGGAUGGCUUUAUGUAAUCACUCCCAUUUCAAAGGGCAUUUUAUGUUCAGUUAGGUGCAGUUCUUAAUUAAGGGAUGAUUUUCCCUGCUAUGCCAAUAAUAAUGAUAAUAGUAAUAAUGCUGAUGGAUGAGGGUGUGUGUGACUGCGGUGAGGAAUUACAGCUCCUACUUUAACUGUGAAAUCUCACUCUGGACCUGGCCUGCAUGUUACCUCAGGAGCUGUGGGCCAGCAGCUUCUGCAGGGCUGAGGUGUGAGGACCCCAUAAAGCCACGCCCUGGAGCUCCCAGCCACCUGCAGGACAGACAGCUCAGGAUGGAGAGGGAGAUCCCGUUCCUCUAAAAAUUAUGCUCCAGGAGUCUGCCCGGUUCCAUUCUCUUGUUAUUCUUCUGUUUGAUUGGAAAGGGUCUCAACUUAGGAAUCGAUUUGAGCCUCAGAAUUUGGGCCUUUCCCUUUAAGCCCUGCUGAAUGAAGAAGUGUGUGGCGAGGGUGAGGGCAGGCUGGCAGCUGCCAGGUGAUGUGUGUUCAGCUUCUGCUGCAGGUGUGUUGAUUGCCCGCUCAGUCCGUGUAGAGCCUAUUUUUCUACUUGUAAAGAAAGUAUGUGAGGGGAAGCCUUAGUUAGGAUGUUCCUGGUCGGGGGAGAGCCUUAGAAUGUUUCUGCCUCUGGCCUUCUGGGGCCCACAAUGCACAGGGAUGCCCUUUAGCUCCCGGAGAGGCUCUUCCUGAGCAGUGGUAGGGAGGGCCCCGUGGCUGUCCAGAGUGAGGAUGAACCCCAGCUGGGGGAGACUCAGGUUCUGAGUGAGAAAUGGGGUUGGGUAGAGUCUCAGGGAUUUGCUCUAAUCCCUCAUGUCAGUGGGGAUCCAGUCUUGUUUUCAUUCCUGACCCGCUCAUUGAUAGAAAUGCUUAAAACAUAGUCCCCAUGUUUGAUGCUCUGGGAGGCCCACAGUCCUGCUUUCUGAUUAAAAAAAAAAAAAGUGUUUCCAAUAUUAGAAAACUCAUGUUCCACAUGUUUAAAAUUUUAUGUUCUUUCAUGUGUUAAAGCUCCUAAUUACAGCUUUGUGACUGGCAUGUGUUAAACACUGCCUUUUCACAAAGGUAAGGCAGCACAGUGGAAGCCCCGUCCUUUACUUAGCAUCCCCGCCCUUUACUUAGCAUAGCCCCGCCCUCUACUUAGCACAGUCCUGCUUCUCCUGAGUGCUCAGAAAGCACACAUUCUGACUGUGUCCAGCCCAGUGUAUGCGUUUUUAGCCUUGCUGUACUGUUGGGCAACUCUCUCUUGGUCAGUUCAAAUCUUGAACUGACCUCCAUGUGAGACAGUUGCCAAGUAGGUGUGGUGGUGCCCACAGUGUUUUUCUAGCCUCUCCUUGAGGACUUGGCAUAGCACUGCCCGUUUCUAGCUGAAGUUUGCUUCUCUGUGACCUCUGAAAGAUGGGCUAUGAGACAAUGCUGUAUUGAUGGUUUAUAGUGUCACUUUAAUAAAUGUAAUGUUGAUUUUACAUCCUGUGUUGUAAGCCUGGCCUUUUCUCACAAUGUUAUCAUUUUUAAAGCUCCGUGCUUUACUUACAAAACCUUAGAGUCAGUUUUUAGUGUUCCACGGGGAUGUUAAUUUUGAACUUAGUUACUGGGAUUCCUAAAGCCACACAGUAUUGUGUUAUGGCCAUGAAAUACUAUUGAAACAGAAUUCGCUCGUACUGUCCCGUGGUGUGCUGUGCCUAGCCCUUGACCCCAGUGGGGCUGGCCGUAACAGACAGCCAUAGUUGAGCCUGAUCGUUUCCUCAACCCCUGGCCUCGUAGACACCACCCUUUGCUUCAUGUCAUUUGCCCCUCAGUGAAUCAUGAGAGUAGCGGUUGGAGGGAAGUACUUGUCCAGGGUUGAGCUUUUCUCUUCCAUGGAUGCUUUUAAACAAUGUCCCGUGGCGGGAAGGGGUUAGCUGCUGACACUGUGCCUGGCUGAUUUCGUUGCUCUUCUGGUUCUUUGAGUUAACUCAAGAACUUUUCACAUGGCAGAGGAAGCCUGAGGUUCAUGUCUUAGACAUCCCUUGUCAAGAAGGCCCAACUCUGCAUAUUUUAGGUCAUCGUCGGUGCCCAUGGUAGCCUUCUGGAGAGUAGCAAGUUCCUGCAGUUGAGACAGAAUGAUCUAGAUUUAUUUUCCACAUCUGCUGUUGGUCCCAUGUAACCUUUCGUUUUACUUUCCAGUUUAUGUAGUGUGAAAGGCUUAGAACGAAGGCCAUCUUCUUUGUGAUUGCUUCUAUUAUUCUGUUGUAUCUAGAGCCUGUUUUCUCCCUGUAUGUGCAUAUGGUAUGUUUAUCAGUGAACUUGUUAAAAUAUUAAAUGAUCAUUAACCUUAA
Molecule: messenger RNA, 3398 nt
Organism: Meriones unguiculatus (Mongolian gerbil)
Lineage: Eukaryota; Metazoa; Chordata; Mammalia; Rodentia; Muridae
Gene: Plekhb2
Product: pleckstrin homology domain containing B2
Exons: 8
Coding region: 160-825 (221 amino acids)
Biological process (GO): regulation of cell differentiation
Cellular component (GO): membrane
Source: RefSeq, a predicted model, not a curated record